Messenger RNA from Schistosoma bovis, 3009 nucleotides. The record is from the annotation of a GenBank genome assembly. Lineage: Eukaryota; Metazoa; Platyhelminthes; Trematoda; Strigeidida; Schistosomatidae.
GCUGCGUGUGAAACUGGAUUCACUGUAAACUAGGUUUACUACGUUAUUGCUUGUGUUUUCAGCUUGUAUCUUCAUAGUUGACGGUACUAUGUUAUAUGGACCAACUUCAUGCGAGUUUAUGUGACCUUGUGGAUGUCCACCUACAUUUGGGGUUAUAUAUAUAACAAACUUUAUAUGAAGUUUGUAAAUUAGUAUGAGGAGUUAGGAAUAAGAUUUACAUCUAGACGGUGAGGUUACGAAAUUAGGCUAGGGUUUUCACCACGAAUUCACAUCAGAUAGAAUACCGAAAUUCUAUCUAACAGUUUUGCUGAGUUCAUUUUGCGCUAGAAUCUAUGAAUUAUAAUCUCACUAUUAAAUUAUACAUAAAUCUGAUCGCUUGAGUUUUAUUUCACUGUUGUUUUUUCAUUUGUUUUCUCUUCCAGUUUGUUUCCACUUCGAAAAUGUUAUCGGGUUUGUUUAGUAAUUUGAUACUUAAGCCUGAAGUUCUGUGUCGAAAAUCAAUUUUUCAUUUUGUGAAUGUUCGAAAAUGUCCAUAUAGCACUGAACAAGAUGAUAUACCGUUUCAUCUCAUGGUUGAAGGUUAUUAUGACAAGGCUUCAGCCCUUGUUGAACAAAAUUUGAUGUCAAAACUUCAAUCAAAAGCGCCAGAUAAUGAAAAAACAAAGAUUGUUAAAGGAACCCUUAACAUAAUUCGGCCACCUACUCACAUUUUCGAGGUUAACUUUCCCCAUAAAGCCGAUGACGGAACGUUCAAGAUCAUUCAGGGUUUUAGAGCUCAACAUAGUGUGCACAGGCGACCCACUAAGGGUGGCAUUCGGUAUAGUAUGGAUGUAUGCAGAGAAGAAGUUAUGGCUCUUGCUGCUCUGAUGACCUACAAAUGUGCUGUCGUAGAUGUUCCGUUUGGUGGUGCCAAGGGGGGAAUUAAGAUAAAUCCUAAAGACCACUCUCCUGCAGAAUUAGAAAGGAUAACCCGUCGGUUUGCACUAGAGUUGGCAAAACAAGGAUUUCUUGGUCCUGGAACUGAUGUUCCUGCUCCGGAUAUGGGGACUGGACCCCGGGAGAUGAGCUGGAUUGCGGAUACGUAUGCAAACACCGUAGGACAUAACGAUAUGCACAGUCAUGCUUGUGUAACAGGAAAGUCUAUCGCUAUGGGUGGUAUUCACGGUCGCAUUUCUGCAACAGGACGCGGGGUCUAUCAUGGGAUAGACAACUUCUUAAAUAACCCAAAAUAUGCAGAUGCUAUCGGUUUAUCCCCGGGGCUGAAGGAUAAAACUUUCAUUGUUCAGGGAUUCGGGAAUGUUGGUUUGCAUACAAUGCGUUAUCUUGUACGAGCUGGUGCAAAAUGUAUUGGUAUUGCUGAAAUCGACGGACAGAUUUACAACGCAGAUGGUAUAGACCCACGAGAACUCGAAGAUUGGCAAAUUGCAAAUGGUACGAUUGUUGGCUUUCCACAUGCAAAACCAUAUACAAAAGGUUCUCUUCUUUUCGAAGAGUGUGAUAUCCUUAUUCCUGCGGCAAAUGAAAAACAAAUCCAUAGUGGCAACGCUGAUAAGAUCAGAGCAAAAUUAAUUGGGGAGGGUGCAAAUGGUCCCACCACACCAAAAGCUGAUAAAAUACUGCGGGAGAAGAAUAAGCUGGUUAUUCCAGAUUUGUAUCUGAAUGCUGGUGGUGUUACUGUCUCGUAUUUUGAAUGGCUUAAAAAUUUAAAUCACGUGAGCUAUGGUCGACUAACCUUUAAAUACGAACGCGAUUCCAACUAUCAGUUACUAAAUAGUGUACAACAGUCUCUAGAGAAGAAGUUCGCUGACAAAAUACCGAUUACACCAUCCGAAGAUUUUCAGCUUCGCAUUGCGGGGGCAUCUGAACGCGAUAUUGUUCACUCUGGUCUGGAGUAUACUAUGGAGCGAUCUGCUAAACGCAUCAUGAAUAUUGCGAAUGCCUACAACCUUGGAUUAGAUGUUCGUACAGCUGCAUAUAUCAGUGCGAUUGAAAAAAUAUACAAUGUCUACCUGGAAUCUGGCUUUGUCUUCACUUAAAUGUAUUGUGCAACUUCAUGUCCUUAUGGUCGAAAUUGCAAUUACAGUAUAGUAAAAAGGAACUACACAUCAUUUGUAUCAAUAAAAGAUAUUCAACUGGCAGUUCUUUUAUGUAAUCAAAAUAAAAUAUCUUUUAUAGGCACCGAAGUUUUACUUACGCCUGUGUCCUCGUUCACAACACUAUGACUUGAGAUAGGGCAUUGUUAAUGCUUAUGCCAUUCAAUGGAGAUGCAAAUGGACACCUUUCAAUGCAUUAAAUAAAUUCGUUUGUUAGCAGCAAAUGAGUGGCGUGACAAUCAGCUGAAUCAAUAUUUAAAAGAGGUAGAAGCUGGACUAACUUUAUGUACCUUACGUAUGUUAAACAAAUAUUUUGUAAACAAGAGACUUUUGUCCUCUUAUGCACUAUUAUGAACAUUGCAACCGCCGUAAGUAAACGCCUUGUUUGAACAAGAAAACUAAUUUUUCAUACAUCUGACUGUUUGCUUGAUGGAAUUGACCGUUUAUAAGUUCAAGUUUAAGUUUGCUAUCUAUUCAUAGUGUCCAUACUAUCUAUGAGUUUAUACAUUCAAACAUAAUUUACUUGUUCAACAAAAAAAUGACACAUACCGUUACACCGUCGUGUAAAUAAAGUUUAUUACUUUUAAUAUGUAGCUAAAGUGAAAAAAUAUAUCUAUUUCCGAAACUAUCUUCUGAAAAAAAUAGGUUAAAGGAAUGAGUCACUGCAAUCCAAUAUGUAAAAUAAAGUACUACAAAACUUACGCAGCGACAAAUAAAUAAGCAUACAGUUUACGUUGACUGUCGGAACAAUUAAAUAUGGAGUAGAGUAAAUAAUUACUAAAACAUUAUUAUGGAUCAGCUUAGUUUAAGACUAUGGUUUAAGUACGCUAAUUACUUAAUAACGACUAGUCAAUUCGGUAUUAUUCCCUGUUCUAUUGAUAAUUCUUCUGUCAGUUUUGUCAUAUUUUAUCGUGUA